UUCCUUUUGCUUCAGCUUGCAGACCAGUUUUGCAAUGCCAUUGGAGUGUUACAGCAGUGCGGCCCUCCUGCCUCUUUCAGUAACAUUCAGACAGCAGUUAGUAAAGACCAGCCAGCCAAUCCUACGGAAGAGUACGCCCAGCUUUUUGCAGCACUGAUUGCACGAACAGCAAAAGAUAUUGAUGUUUUGAUAGAUUCUUUACCCAGCGAAGAGUCCACAGCUGCUUUACAGGCCGCCAGCUUAUAUAAGCUGGAAGAGGAGAACCACGAAGCUGCCACGUGCCUGGAGGAUGUUGUCUACCGGGGAGACAUGCUUCUGGAAAAGAUCCAAAGUGCACUUGCCGACAUCGCACAAUCACAGCUCAAGACCAGGAGUGUCACCCACAGCCAUCCUCUUGUAGACUCGUAGCAUCAGCAGCCGGCAUGUGACUGAGAAGAGA
Molecule: messenger RNA, 439 nt
Organism: Acomys russatus (golden spiny mouse)
Lineage: Eukaryota; Metazoa; Chordata; Mammalia; Rodentia; Muridae
Gene: Med21
Product: mediator complex subunit 21
Exons: 3
Biological process (GO): regulation of transcription by RNA polymerase II
Cellular component (GO): mediator complex
Molecular function (GO): transcription coregulator activity
Source: RefSeq, a predicted model, not a curated record